UCGGAGGAGACGCUCUCAGGGACGGUGAGGACUCCUCAGCUCAGAGACUCUCAUUUGCUGUGGGUGAUAGUCAGGAUGUGCUGACUCAGCAGAGCGUCCGAGCUUCCAGUUGCAUUCGCCAGCCUCCUCCUUCUGAAGCUUCCCCGUCCACCCAGGAACCUGUUGCAUCACAAGCACCUAUGGAGAGCAACCCAAAGAGGUGGGUGCUACAGCCACUGUCUCCCAGGCUCAACCCCUCAGACCUGCGCACCAUCCUCAGUCCCACUCCUGACCUGGAACCCAGCUGGAGCCCCUCCAGCGUUUCCGCCGAUGGCAUCUCCGUCUCACGGAGCCAGUCCUCAGUGGUGGUUUCCUCCCAGCAGGACGAGGUGUCCCGGGAUGUUGUGGUUCAGGCCAAGCAGGUGGCAGUGUCGGAGGAGAGAGGGAGCAUUAGUGACGAGUGGCAGCCCAGCAGCCCCAGCAGCCCCAGCAGCCCCAGCAGCAGCUCCGGCUCCCACUCUGGCUUUUAUUCCUUUGUGGACGAUCCAGCGAGUCCUGAGGCAGAGCUAAAUGAAGCGUGGAUGGUUUCUCCUCAGAGGCAGGCUCAGCUGGCCAUGCUCAAGCAGGAGGACAGCUUCAAACUGCAGACGUAUUCCAGUGGCAGGAAGCCAGAGAGUCUGUUUCAGGAGAGCAACGGAGACUCAAAAUACAAAGUGCAUACAAACAACGGCAUCAAAGUAGUUGAGGAGGAAGAGGAGAGGGAGCUUCGAAAAGAGAUAAUUCGUACCCAAGCGCCUAAGAAGACCCCUACGCUGAAGAAGCAGUGGAGUGCACUGGAGAGCCUGGAUCUGAGCAGCUCUCCUAACAGGCUGAUCGAGGGCUUCAGUCUGUGUUAUGAGCCUAUCAGCCCCAGACCAGAGCCAGCCCCACCUGCUGAGCCGGGAGCCAUUGACAAAGAGCAGAUCAACUUCAGCGCAGCUCGGGAGCAGUUCCUGAAGAUGGAGAAGGCCAGACUGCAUGCCAUGCUCAGUCCUCCCAAGUUUAAAAAAAGUCUGAGCAGAUCAUCGCUGCAGCCAGAUGUUGAUGUGUCUUCAUCCAGGCGAGAGAAGACCAACAACACAGAGGAGCUGCUGAGUGACGCUGCAGCUUCAUUCACCCCACAGGGCGGCGGGGACCCUUACACUGGAGGAAAAGUUAUGGUGUACCGAGCUGAGGAGAGGUUCACCAGGCAGAGCAGCGUGUUCGAUGACCUGGACUCUGGCCUGGAGGAGCUGUCAGCGGAGGCGGGAGGUGGCUACACCAGUGAUGGAAGCACAUCCACCGACAACAUUCACGAGGGGAGCAGGGAUGCAAAGUCCACAAGCAGCUACGAGACACCAAUUGAAAGGGAGAUCCGGAUUGCUCAGGAGCGCGAGGAGAACUUGCGGCGUUCACGAGGCUUGAAGCUCAUCGACAACAGGGCUGAGAUGGUGCAGAUCAAGACCAAGCCUUUGCCGUCAUCGUCGCUAAUGCCCAUUAAGGCCAAAGAGAAGAACAGAGUGAGCUUCUUCAUCCAGCGGGAGAUCCAGAGGGAGGAGGACCUUCAGCAGCAGAGCAGGGUUGUGGGACGAUACAGCCAAAGUUCUCUGCAGGAACUGGUGGAAAGAAAGAAGGUUUUUGAAACACAAGACAAAUCUGAUACAGAACACAGAGAAAGGAGGACAGAGGAAAGAUCUUGGUCUGAAUCUGGAGAGAGGAGUAACAGCUCAGACGCCGAGGGCUUCCCCUCUCCUUGCUGCCCUCACCGACACCCUGAGGAAACAGAGCUAUACAUCAGCCAGAGGAGCUCAGCACCCAUCUCCAUCACCUUGUGGGGCUCGGACCACCAAGACCUCAGCACAGUUCUUCCCAAAGGUUUCCCAGAGGAUCGAGUCAGGCUGACAGGUGCUGAGGCGCAGCGGCUGGCGACACCUCAGGUCACGGUGGUCGACAGAGCGACCAGCACUGAGCCUCCAUCUGUGGAGGAGAAGAGGGAUCCUGCACCAACUGGCGCUCUCUUUGGAAGAAUUUAUUCAUCCAUGUCAUCUUCCCACUCCUCCACCUCCCUCACCUCACCGACCUGGAGUGACUCUGUCACGCUCACACAUCAACAUGAUGCAACCACACUUCCAUCCUGGAGGGAGAACCUGGAGUCCACCGGCCUGCAGACCAGAAGACAAGGAACUCCAGAUCUGAUUCAGAAGGAGAUUGAAGAGGAUCUGAGGCGGGAGCAGGAGCUCCGAGAGCUGAGGGAGUCCAGAGAGGAAAACGUGGACAGAAGUUCCUCUCAGACCAACGAGCCUCUCUUCUCUCCAGCUCCCCUGGUGGAGCAAGCAAACAAAAUGGCCGUCAGUCAGUUUUACCCAGCGUCAAAAACAGAUGAGAGCCGCAGCGCCUCGUCCCCCUCCCCCCGUCCUGCAGGCCGCCUGCCCUCCCUGUCCUUCACCACCGCUCAACCCUGGACCUCCUCCUCUCUCCCUUCUUCAUCCUCUACUCCAUCCUCAUCCUGCCCUCCCUCAUCCCUCUAUCUUCCUCCCUCCUCCUCCUCCUCCCUCCAGUCCGGAGCUCAGAAGGGCCUGACGGAGACGCUGCUGGAGGAUUUCGAGGAGAGGCGAGUCAAGCAGAAGCUGGAGGAGAGCUCGUACGCAGGAAUCCAGCCAACAGACGACAUCAACAACGAGGUUCUGGAGGCCACGCGUGUCACCAGGCACAAAAACCAGCGAGCUCUGCGCUGGGAGGCCGGCGUCUUCGCCAACCAGGACAACCAGUGAGCGUCCCGGCCCAGCGGGGGCGAGGCCGCACGCCACGGCCAGCAGGGGGCGGCGAGGGAUCUUCACCAUGUCUCGGUUCAUCUUGAGGAAGUUCUUCUCACCAGGAAGUCCAACCAGCAGGACGUCUGUCCCUGAAGAGCUUCACUCACACUGACACUCCACAGACCAGUUUGGACUGGUUUGAACUAGUCUGGAUUGGUUUGAACUGGUCUGAGCUGGUUUUACCUAGUUUGCACUGGUUUGAACCGGCCAAUCAGCAGCAACAGUCUGUGAAGAUGACAGCCCUCGCCUCGUCCAAUCAGCUGCCAGCUGCUGAGGACAGAACAGAGGAGCCCCGAGCCGCUCCAGCAGCCGGCAGCCUUCACACGUUUACAGACUCUGGUUUGUUGUGGCGGUGGGCGUCGGCCUGCAGCGGUGGGCGUCGGCCUGCUGUGGUGGGCGUCGGCCUGCAGCGGUGGGCGUCGGCCUGCUGUGGUGGGCGUCGCCCUGCAGCGGUGGGCGUCGCCCUGCAGCGGUGGGCGUUGCCCUGCGGCAGUGGGCGUCGCCCUGCAUAGAGCGCCAGCCUCUGUCUGGUUGAAGCUCCGCCUCCAGGCUCUUCUGCUGCUGUUUGGUUCUUCAGGGAAGAAACUAAAGAGGAAAUUUGUUUUGUUCGAUUCUUUUAAGUGAUGCAUCGAAACUGAAAU
This is a messenger RNA of Myripristis murdjan (pinecone soldierfish), 3451 nucleotides long. It is a transcript of the gene misp, whose product is annotated as mitotic spindle positioning. The transcript is spliced from 5 exons. The record is from RefSeq and is a predicted model, not a curated record. Lineage: Eukaryota; Metazoa; Chordata; Actinopteri; Holocentriformes; Holocentridae. The coding region runs from base 180 to 2768 and encodes 862 amino acids.